Messenger RNA from Gossypium arboreum, 405 nucleotides. RefSeq lists its product as uncharacterized. The record is from RefSeq and is a predicted model, not a curated record. The transcript has 3 exons. The coding region runs from base 1 to 405 and encodes 134 amino acids. NCBI's taxonomy places the organism in Eukaryota, Viridiplantae, Streptophyta, Magnoliopsida, Malvales, Malvaceae.
AUGGCACCUUACGAGGCACUAUAUGGUUGUAGAUGUCGUACUUCUUCGUGUUGGACUGAGUUGGAUGAGCGGCAUGUUCUAGGCCCUAAAUUAAUUUCUGAUACUGAGGAUAAAGUUAGACUGAUUCAGGAUCGACUGAAGGCGGCAUCAGAUAAACAGAAGUCAUUUGUGGACAUUAAAUGUAAGGAGAUUGAGUACUCUAUUCAUGAUGUAUUCCACACCUCUAUGCUGAGGCGAUAUCAUUCUGGUCCUGCACACAUCGUCUCGACGGAGGAGAUUGAGGUUAGGCCAGAUCUGACAUUUGAGGAAGAGCCAGUUCAGAUUUUAGACCGUGAUGUGAAGGUUUUGAGGAGGAAGACUGUUCCACUGGUUAAGUGGUUGAGUGUCUUGAGGAGUGUUGGAUAA